Molecule: messenger RNA, 1833 nt
Organism: Mucor velutinosus
Lineage: Eukaryota; Fungi; Mucoromycota; Mucoromycetes; Mucorales; Mucoraceae
Product: ribosomal 40S subunit protein S13
Exons: 8
Coding region: 1-1833 (610 amino acids)
Biological process (GO): microtubule-based movement
Molecular function (GO): ATP binding; microtubule binding; microtubule motor activity
Source: RefSeq, a predicted model, not a curated record
AUGUAUCAUACACAACAGCCGUUUGUUCGACAAAGGACAUCAUCGACUUCUUCUACUUGCACUACGCUUUCAUCCACCCCAUCAUCUUCAACUGUAACAGCCAUGGCAUCCAUCAAAUCAUCGAGCAAGCGACAUGGAGAGAAUGUGCAAGUGACAGUGCGCUGUAGACCACCAAACCAGAACGAGCACGGCUCGUGCUGGGAUGUACAGCAGUCGAAAAUUGUUUCAACAGAUCACAGACUAAAGAAACAGCAUGAAUUUCAAUUUGAUCAUGUAUUAUACGGCAGCGAUAAUGAGAUUCUAUAUGCAAAGAGUAUCAGCAAUCUUAUCAACCAGGCAAUGGAGGGAUAUAACGCCACUGUGUUUGCCUAUGGUCAAACUGCAAGUGGAAAAACAUUUGUAAGUAAUUUGGCUUGUCAUACGAUGUUUUCCUUAUUAAAAUGGCCUGUGAUUGUAGACCAUGGUAGCGAGGCAGAACCAGGUGUGAUACCCUGCUCGGUUGAUAAUGUGUUUGAUUUCAUCAAAAAGGCCAUCACAAGAGAGUUCCUCCUAAGAGUUUCGUACCUGGAAAUCUAUAACGAGACUAUCAAGGAUUUACUCAACCCGUCCAAUGACAACCUAAAGAUCCAUCAAGACAAGAUUCGUGGUGUUUAUGUUACGCCUCUCACAGAAGAAGUGGUAACCAGCCCUGAAGAUGUAUUGCGCAUUAUUGAACGAGGAGAAGCAAAUCGGCACAUUAGCUCAACAGAUUACAAUCUACACAGCAGUCGUAGUCAUACAUUGUUUCAAAUGGUCAUUGAGAGUAGAGAACGAAGUAGCACAAGCACAUCGCUUGCAUCGCAUAGAAGAACACUGACAUCAACGGGCUACGGACAUUAUGCUGCCAGAUCCAAGGAGACAGUAAGGAUAUCGCAACUUAAUCUCAUUGAUUUAGCUGGUUCAGAAAAAGCAGCGUCAGAUCAAGACCGUCGUAAAGAAGGCUCCUAUAUCAACAAAAGUCUACUGACACUGGGCACAGUGAUCUCCAAGCUCACCGAUCCCAAUACUGGCAAAAGCCCAAGCCAUAUACCCUACCGAGAUUCCAAACUCACCCGCAUCCUUCAGACUGCACUUUCAGGCCUUGCAAAGGUAGCUGUCAUUUGCACCAUCAGCCCCAGCAACAUGGAAGAAUCCCUCAACACACUCAAAUUUGCUUCUCGUGUCAAACGUAUCACAACACACGCCAAAAACGACGAGGUCAUGGAUGAUAAAGCCCUGCUUCAGAAAUACCGCAGCGAAAUUGUGGAACUUAAGAGCAAAUUACAAUCAACUGCCGAAUUGUUACAAAAGGAAAAGGAAUCCGCUCUCAUUGCCGAACGUAGAGACCACGACCAACAGAUGAAACUCAUGCGAAAUACGCGUAACGCAAUGAAGGAAAGAAUUGAUCACCUUACUCGAUUGAUCCUGACAUCAUCUUCCGUGGUGAACAAUGAUCCAGCUAGUGCAACAGCGAGUUUGCAACAACAGUUGCAUGAUGUGCAGAAUGGAUUGCCUUCACCUCCAGCUGAUAGCGAAUGCAAGAAUAGCAAUGCUAGUGGAUUGGUUUCUACGGGUGGAAGCACAAGUCAACAACAAGAAAUUCUCGAGCUACGAAAACUGCUUUCAAAAGUGACUAGAGAAUCAAAUGAAAAGGAUCAACACAUUCUGGCAUUAGAGGAGCAGUUAGGACAACAGACAGCCAUCAAUGCACAGUUGGAGACAGAGCUGAGUGUCAUGAAAGCUGAAUUGGAGCUCACCAAGCAGCUGCAGGCCAACGAAGGAGGCGAUGAAAAAAGUGCUUGCAGCCCAGUAUGA